UAAAGUUGUGUUUGAAGCAGGGCGACUUCCGGUGUGGCGCGGGGCCGAGUCCGCUUCUGGUGCGAUUGGCCGGCGGGAGGAAGCGCCGGGCACCGAGAGAGACGCCCGACGGGGACACGGAGCACUCGGCAUCAUGCUGUCGCUGGAUUUCCUCAACGAUGUGCGGCGAAUGAAUAAGCGGCAGCUGUACUAUCAGGUGUUGAAUUUUGGUAUGAUUGUAUCAUCUGCACUGAUGAUAUGGAAAGGACUGAUGGUCCUCACAGGGAGUGAAAGUCCAAUUGUAGUUGUACUCAGUGGGAGUAUGGAACCUGCAUUCCAUCGAGGGGAUCUUCUAUUCCUGACAAAUCGAGUCGAGGAUCCCAUUAGAGUUGGUGAAAUUGUUGUCUUCAGAAUUGAGGGACGAGAAAUUCCAAUAGUACACAGAGUACUGAAAAUUCAUGAGAAAGAAAAUGGUGACAUCAAGUUCCUGACGAAAGGUGACAACAACGCUGUUGAUGACAGAGGCCUGUACAGGCAGGGACAACAUUGGCUAGAGAAAAAAGAUGUUGUGGGAAGAGCUCGUGGGUUUGUUCCUUAUAUAGGCAUUGUGACCAUUCUCAUGAAUGACUACCCAAAAUUUAAGUAUGCAGUGCUCGUUCUGCUGGGUUUGUUUGUGCUGGUCCAUCGAGAGUAAAGACCGGGUGGACUUGACCUGAGGAUAGGAGUGGAGUUUCGCACUCAAGGCCAAAGUUCCAGAUGACCAGCCGUCGUGCACUCCUGCAGCUAUUCCCAGGGGUUCUGCUUCCUGACAGAUGUUGAUUCAGUGUUUUUAAUGAAGGUCUGUACAGUAGAAACUUAAGUGAUGGACAGAAAGAUGCCAUCUUCCACGCAAAAGCUUUUGGAUUCUGCAUCUCAAAUUUCUAUUGCAAAGUGAUAUUGGUGAAUUUGGCAGAGAGGGGAAAGUGUAGGGGGGUGGUGGGAGGAAGGUAUGGUUGGGGUGAGUGGUUUGAAAUCUGAUGACGUAAACCUAAGUUGUAUCUCCCAGCUUGGACCUUGUAUGGCCUGGCGUCACUGCUGUUCCGGUACAGAUUAAAAGUGUUCCAUCCUGCA
Hypanus sabinus (Atlantic stingray) is the source of this 1089-nucleotide messenger RNA. RefSeq names its product SEC11 homolog A, signal peptidase complex subunit (gene sec11a). The transcript is spliced from 6 exons. Gene Ontology annotation, cellular component: signal peptidase complex; membrane. Gene Ontology annotation, molecular function: serine-type endopeptidase activity. The coding region runs from base 134 to 673 and encodes 179 amino acids. NCBI's taxonomy places the organism in Eukaryota, Metazoa, Chordata, Chondrichthyes, Myliobatiformes, Dasyatidae. The record is from RefSeq and is a predicted model, not a curated record.